CACUAAAAAUGGAGGACUUGCUAGACUUCCUCGUACUUUGUUUUUCCGCCACCUUUAUCUUCUUAUGGUGGAGACACUGGUCCGUCACCGGUGGCGGCCAUAAGAACCUCCCGCCGGGUCCUCCGGGGUGGCCAAUCGUCGGCAAUCUCUUCCAAGUCAUACUCCAACGCAAGCCCUUCAUUUUUAUCGUCCGUGAUUUACGGGCAAAGUACGGUCCCAUCUUCACCAUGCAAAUGGGCCAACGAACUCUUGUUAUUGUCACCAGUUCUGGUCUGAUCCAUGAAGCCCUAGUUCAAAGGGGCCCAACCUUCGCUUCUCGGCCCAUGGACUCGCCGAUCCGGCUUGUGUUCAGCGUAGGCAAAUGCGCCAUUAAUUCCGCUGCAUACGGCCCACUCUGGCGGUCCUUGAGGAGGAACUUUGUUUCGGAGCUGAUAAGCCCAGUGAGAGUGAAGCAGUGUAGCUGGAUACGUAAAUGGGCUUUGGAGAACCACAUGAAGAGGCUCAAAACGGAGUCGUUUCAGAACGGGUUUGUUGAGGUAAUGAGCAACUGUAGACUCACUAUCUGUAGCGUCUUAAUUUGUCUAUGUUUUGGUGCAAAAAUUUCUGAAGAUCGUGUGGCUGAGAUUGAAAGUGUACUGAAAGAAGUUAUGUUAAUGACAACACCAAAGCUUCCAGAUUUCUUGCCAAUUUUGGCUCCAUUGUUUCAUCGUCAAAUGAGAGAAGCAAAAGAGCUGAGAAAGAAACAAAUGGAGCGUUUGGUUCCACUGAUAAGGAAAAGAAGAGAGUUUGUGGAUAAUGGUGAGAGGCCCAAUUUGGAAAUGGUGAGCCCAGUUGGUGCGGCCUAUGUUGACACACUGUUUGGGCUGAGUCCAGUGGGCCGAGGCUCAUUAGGUGAAGAAGAGAUUGUUACAUUAUGUUCAGAAAUUGUUAGUGCGGGGACUGACACUAGUGCGAUGACUGUUGAAUGGGUUUUGCUCCACCUGGUCCAAAACCAAGAGAUUCAACAAAAGUUGUACGAUGAAAUUGUUGGACUUGUUGGGAGAGAUGGGCUGGUUAUGGAAGAACAUGUGGAGAAGAUGGCGUAUCUUGCUGCGGUGGUUAAGGAGAGUUUCCGGCGACACCCGCCGAGUCAUUUUUUGUUAUCACACGCGGCGACGGAGGAGACGGAGCUAGGUGGGUACACGAUACCGGCGGAUGUGAAUGUUGAGUUCUACACUGCGUGGGUGACUGAGGAUCCGGAUAUGUGGGAGGAUCCAGGUGAGUUCCGACCCGAGAGGUUCUUGGAUGGGGGUGAUGGGGUUGACGUGGACGUGACGGGGACACGUGGCGUGAAGAUGUUGCCUUUUGGGGCGGGGAGGAGGAUUUGCCCGGCUUGGAGCUUGGGUGUGUUGCAUGUGAACCUUCUUCUUGCAAGGAUGGUACAUGCUUUUAGGUGGUUGCCGGUUCCGGGUUUCCCACCCGACCCGACUGAGACAUUCGCUUUUACAGUCGUGAUGAAAAAUCCUCUUAAGGCUGUUAUAUUGCCUAGGUAAACAGAUAUAGUCAAAGUUAUUAUAAAUUUAUAAUAUUCCCAUUAAAAUAAAUGAUUUUGCCAUUUAUGUUUUUUCUCGUCAUAUCUGGGUUCUAUGUAUCUUGGGGUUGAGCAAAUGA
Messenger RNA from Tripterygium wilfordii, 1650 nucleotides. RefSeq names its product cytochrome P450 77A3-like. Lineage: Eukaryota; Viridiplantae; Streptophyta; Magnoliopsida; Celastrales; Celastraceae. Gene Ontology annotation, cellular component: membrane. Gene Ontology annotation, molecular function: heme binding; oxidoreductase activity, acting on paired donors, with incorporation or reduction of molecular oxygen, NAD(P)H as one donor, and incorporation of one atom of oxygen; iron ion binding. The transcript has a single exon. The record is from RefSeq and is a predicted model, not a curated record. Bases 9 to 1532 code for a protein of 507 amino acids.